CGCCCUAGAAGUCUCUCUCCACCUCUCUCUCUCUCGACUUACUUUCACUCAGGAUUUCGCAGACUGCGCACGUUUCGCUACUGUAGUGUAGUAAUCGAAAUCAGUCAUCCAUAGUCGUUUGUGUGGACGUACAGAUCGGUCGGGUGUAGCGCGUUCGGCGAGAGAGAAGAAGAGAAAAUCGAAGUAAUUGGAUUUUUCAAUUAAAGAAAUUGCGCCGCAAUUGUUCACGUUAUUACGGUACACGAAAAAUGGCGGAGAAUCUUGAGAGGCAAACACCACCGAAUUUCAACGAGGAGACGAAAUCUGCUGGACAGCCGUUGUCGGACUUUCUGUUGCAGCUAGAAGAUUACACGCCUACGGUACCUGAUGCCAUCAGUGAACAUUAUCUGCACACAGCUGGUUUCAACACUACUGAUCCCAGGAUAGUACGCCUGGUAUCGUUAGCAGCUCAAAAGUUCAUCUCAGAAAUAGCUAAUGAUGCACUACAGCACUGUAAAACACGUGGUGCCAAUCAGAACACAAAGACGAAGGGUAAGGAUCGGAGAUAUACCUUGACUAUGGAAGAUCUGACCCCAGCAGUAGCUGAAUAUGGUAUAAUAGUGAAGAAGCCGCAUUACUUUGUCUGAUGGGAGAAGUUCGAGCGUAAUAUCUUAUACGUUAUGUAUGUAUAUGUGAAUGAAUGAAUGAAGUAUAUAUGUUCAUACUUGUGUAUGUAUAUCAUAUAUCUUGCUAGGAAUAUUUUUAUAAGUAUUUAAGCAAUAUAUCUGUGAUGAAAUAAAAAAUCAUAUUGUAUCAGUAGAUUGACAAUAUAUUAUAAUAGUAUUAAAAUAUGUCAUUUGGCAUGAUUUGUUCUCACUAAUAAUAGAAAAUGUAGUUUACGAUAGCUGUCAUUGGAGUGAGUAAAUAUUCUGCAAGUGAGGUAUACCAAUAAAAGCAAAUUAUCAAA
Molecule: messenger RNA, 946 nt
Organism: Dinoponera quadriceps
Lineage: Eukaryota; Metazoa; Arthropoda; Insecta; Hymenoptera; Formicidae
Product: transcription initiation factor TFIID subunit 10-like
Exons: 3
Coding region: 249-626 (125 amino acids)
Biological process (GO): transcription initiation at RNA polymerase II promoter
Cellular component (GO): nucleus; transcription factor TFIID complex; SAGA complex
Molecular function (GO): RNA polymerase II general transcription initiation factor activity; promoter-specific chromatin binding
Source: RefSeq, a predicted model, not a curated record